CCAUGCCUCCCCUUGCGUGCUCUCUCGUGGUCUCGUCCGGUGCUGCCUCGCGGGCGGCGGGGGAGGAGCUCGGAAUGCGUCGGAGGAAGCGGCCUCCGUGGGGGGGCCUUGGUCUCGGUGCCGGUGUGGUACGGGCCGCGCGGGUGGAGCAGCCAUUCGUUUUCUGGCGGUCUACAGCGCUUCUCCCUGGCCUGAGCGGAGCAGGGAAGAGCGCUCACCUGCCCACCGAGGUGAGCCGCUGUGUGCACCACAGGUGUUUGAGAGAGGCAAGGCGUAAAUGGAAGAGAGAGAGAUGCGAACUGCUGGAGAGGAGGGGAGAGCAGUCGGACCGGUACUGGGCUUCGCCUAGUGGGCCCGUGCCUGCCCGGAUCAGGGAGCGCCAGGUGCAUUUGAAAAAGUGAAACUGCUGACUUGUUACAGAAAAUCCUAGUACAAAUUGCCCAUCACUAUUGCAGGAGCUGUCUGAUGCUGCCCAUCUCUAUGUCAGAUGAUAAUCAUUGACCCGCACCGCAUGUCCUUCGGAUGCAGGGGCUCCUGCUUACUGUGGCCCCGUGGCACCUGCCCUCUCCCGACGGGGACGCAUAGGCACGGUGCCUCCCUGUCACGGGCUAUGGGUCGGGUGUCACGCUCGGCAGUCGCGCCGCAGGUGCUCGGUUGUGGCGAGACCAGAGACUGUUCUGUGCCCGGUGCUCCGAGGGCAGCAGGGUGGGCUGCCCGAACUGCCACGAUGUUAAUUUCCGCUUGACUCUGCUCAUAGUAAGUCUUGGCUCAGUUUUGGUGUCGCACUUCUCCCAUUCAGGGUAGGAAAUGUGUAGGACUAUGAAAGUGACCGUGGAGUGCCUCCUGAGGAACGAGAGACAGACGGGAGAUCUGUACAAAGAGUAAAUGGUUGUUUUGGGUAACAGCUUCUGGAUCUGCCGACUGUAUUUACAGUGUCAUUUUUACUGCAGGCAGCAUAUUUUCAGCAUGAACAGUGACAUUGAAGACAUGAGUGGAACACUACCAGUACUGCCACAAUUGCUUAGAAUUUAUUUAUAAAUAUUCAUAUUUAUACUAUUAAAUUUAUAUUUUCAACAAAAUUUAGCUGUAAAAUUUAAAAUAAAAGAGGAAAGUACAGUGUCCUGCUGACCACAGGAUGGAUGCUGACCUGCUGGAUUCAAUGCAAGUGAUGGGCAUGGCACCCACCAUGCCCCUGCAUGCAGUAAGAGCUUCUGUGAUAGGCGUUACAAGUAGUGGAAAUAAAUUUCUCCUUAAAUGUUAAGAAUUGUGUGAUAGUUUCAGGUGGUUAGGCUGAGCAAAGGUUCAAAAGACCUUUAUUGUUUGUGGGCACAGCCAAGUUUGUUGUGCCCUGCAUAAAAGUAAGACAAGACCUAGAUCAGGUUUAGAAUUGGAUGUGGCUUCAUCCCGAUGCAAUCUGCCUUUUCUAGUGGAGAGCAUCCUCUAUGCCUUUGCCAGCUGGAAGCCCAUUGAGCUUUCGUUGGCCAACAGCCUUUGAAGUAAUUAAACAAUUCUGCCUCCAAAGCAUUUUUGUCUGAGCCAAAUUAUAGGCAUUAGGAUAGCAGCAAUGUUGGCUUUACCAGCCAGGACUAAAAUUAAGUUGCAUGAUUUAUUUUACAGCUUGUUUGGGUGCUGGCAAAUAGUGCCAGAUAUGUGCACAGAAUCCCUGAGUUGUGCUUAUGAGAGAUGAAAAACUAGAGGAGAGAAUGACUGGAAGGUAGAAGUGUGUUACUUUUGCUUCAUCACCGCGGAGGGCUUUUUCUUAAUGUGGUAUUGUCACCCUGCUGGGAAGAGGAAGGACAUUCUGUGAACUCUAUAGUUACAAAAUUUCUUUUUAAAUUAAAACAUCUUUAAAAUUCUCUUGCAGAAAAGGAGACUGGCUUAUGAAAAAACAUAAGCUGCCAAGAAGUGUGAUUUCAGUUGUAAAAUACAUCAGGAAGGUUCACUUCAUCACCAGGUCAAAAUGCAUUCCAGGUGAAGAUCACUGCUCCUGAUGAACAGUUCACUCGUGUUGGUGUGCAAGUAUUAGACAGGAAAGAUGGUUCGUUCCUUGUGAGAUACAAGAUGUAUGCAAGCUACAAAAACCUGAAGAUAGAAGUCAAAACUGGACAGAAACAUGUUGCAAAGUCUCCAUAUAUCUUAGAAGGACCUAUUUACCAUGAAAACUGUGACUGCCCUCAGGAGGAGAGCAGUGCCUGGCUGGAAGUGAUGAACUGCCCUCAAAUCAUUCCACAGAUUCAAAGAGACCUAGCAAAUUUUCCCAUUGUUGAUCCAGAUAAGAUUUCAAAAGAGAUUCCACAGAGGUUUGGACAAAGACAGAGUUUGUGUCAUUACACCAUCAAAGAUAAUGAGGUUUAUAUAAAGACAUAUGGGGAACAUGUUGGCUUCAGAAUUUUUAUGGAUGCCAUACUGCUUUCUUUGACAAGAAAAGUGAAAAUGCCAGAUGCAGAAUUUUUUGUUAAUUUGGGAGAUUGGCCUCUGGAGAAAAAGAAGUCCCCAGAGAACCUGCACCCCAUCUUCUCAUGGUGUGGUUCCAGUGAGUCAAAAGACAUUGUCAUGCCAACAUAUGACUUAACAGACUCAGUUUUGGAGACUAUGGGACGAGUCAGUCUGGAUAUGAUGUCAGUUCAAGCAAAUACUGGCCCAUCAUGGGAAGACAAGAAUACCACAGCAUUCUGGAGAGGACGUGACAGCCGCAAAGAGAGGCUUGAACUUGUAAAACUCAGCAGAAAAUAUCCAGAGAUCAUAGAUGCUGCUUUCACAAACUUUUUUUUUUUUAAACAUGAUGAAAGUCUCUACGGCCCCAUUGUCAAGCACAUUUCAUUUUUUGACUUUUUUAAGUAUAAAUAUCAAAUUAAUAUUGAUGGCACAGUGGCAGCAUACAGAUUGCCCUAUCUACUAGCAGGAAACAGUGUGGUGCUAAAGCAAGACUCCAUCUACUAUGAGCACUUUUAUAAUGAGCUGCAACCAUGGAAACAUUAUAUUCCAUUUAAAAGUGACCUGAGUGAUCUACUAGAAAAACUACAGUGGGCAAAAGAGCAUGAUGAAGAGGCAAAAAACAUUGCAAAAGCUGGACAAGAAUUUGCAAGAAACAAUCUCAUGGGAGACCAUAUUUUUUGUUACUAUUUCAAACUUUUCCAGGAAUAUGCUCGCUUGCAAGUGAGUGAACCAAAAAUCAGAGAGGGGAUGGAGAAAGUACAGCAGCCUGAUGAUGACCUUUUCCCAUGCACUUGUCACAGAAAAAAGGCCAAAGAUGAACUCUGACAGAGAGAAAGUAAUUUUGGAAUACUUAACCUACAUUCAUACUGUUGUCUUAAGGACAGACAAAAAGUUUUGAAGUAUCAGUGGACAGUGCCAAUGAAUAUUACGAAGUUUACUGUAUCAUGAUCAUCAUAUAGAAGAAAACCAGUGGUUAUAGAGCUUUGUUAAAAAAACAUUUUUGUAACUUUUUUUAUUUUAAUAAAAUCCAUGUUUGUAUCA
Messenger RNA from Pogoniulus pusillus (Red-fronted tinkerbird), 3477 nucleotides. RefSeq names its product protein O-glucosyltransferase 2 (gene POGLUT2). Bases 2062 to 3261 code for a protein of 399 amino acids. Lineage: Eukaryota; Metazoa; Chordata; Aves; Piciformes; Lybiidae. Gene Ontology annotation, cellular component: endomembrane system. The transcript has 10 exons. The record is from RefSeq and is a predicted model, not a curated record. Gene Ontology annotation, molecular function: protein binding; glucosyltransferase activity.